This is a messenger RNA of Saprolegnia diclina VS20, 1005 nucleotides long. RefSeq lists its product as hypothetical. NCBI's taxonomy places the organism in Eukaryota, Oomycota, Saprolegniomycetes, Saprolegniales, Saprolegniaceae. The coding region runs from base 37 to 840 and encodes 267 amino acids. The transcript has a single exon. The record is from RefSeq and is a predicted model, not a curated record.
CUUUGGCUCCCAGUCCAGCCAGGUGGACGAGCGCAGAUGGCGAGUGCCAAAGUGCGGCCACCCAAGCCAAACGUUCUGGUGGCGUCACUUCGAAGUUUACUCAGCUCAAUGGAGACGACACCCGUGCUUCCGCUCGAGUGCUUGCGCUGCUACCGACGCUCGACGACCGACCUCAUCGCGGCCUGCGGCUGUGCGUCGUACGUCCACCGCGACUGCUUGGACGCGCGUCGCGCCCUCAAGAGGUCGGCAGUGACACACUGCGAUGCCUGCGGCGAGGCCUACGCCUUGUACGAGGUGCCGAGUGAAGCGGCCGAGUACAAGCGGCGCGUCCGCAAGGCGCAGCUGCUCCGCGUGCUCUUUGUACUCCUUGUCGUGAUGUUCGGGUGCGUCAUGAUCUGGCUCGUUGAGAAGAGCAAGGUCAGAGGGCACCGAAGCUAUACCUGGUCCGACGACGACCGGGCGCUCAACGAGUGGCUCGCAUCAAUCGGGUGCCCGCGCUUUCUAGCCUAUUUUGUCAUCAGUCUCUUCUCCACAGCGAUUGCGAUAUGCAUCUUCCUGGGCUGUCAACGGGUCGCGCCGGCGACAGAGCGCUAUCUCGGAGCGUGCGACAAGUGGUUCAGUUGCCACUGCACCACGGUCUUGGCCGUGCUUUUGACGGUCCUUCUCGUUGGCACGAUGUCCCUCGUCGGCCUCUACACCGUGCUCAUGGCGGUGAUCGGCGUGCUUGGCGCGGCAGCCAGUGCAUUGGCCGCUCGCCGCGUCUACAAGAUCCGCGUCCAGUACCUCCGCGUCCAAGACCGACGACUGCGUUCUGACGGCGACGUCCUUCAUUUAGCGUAGAGUCUACCACCCGAAGGACAUCAAGAAACUAAAAAGUCGUGGCCAACACGUCUUCUGCGUUAAACCCUUGAGCUAGACCGUCUGGCAUACGUCCAGGCCAAAGCGAGGUCUAUGGAUGUUCCACGCGACUGCGCUUUGCGUCUCUCCAAAUUGCAUGCAUUUCGG